Messenger RNA from Lodderomyces theae, 1335 nucleotides. RefSeq names its product bifunctional AAA family ATPase chaperone/translocase. Gene Ontology annotation, molecular function: ATP hydrolysis activity; ATP binding. The coding region runs from base 1 to 1335 and encodes 444 amino acids. Gene Ontology annotation, biological process: mitochondrial respiratory chain complex III assembly; protein insertion into mitochondrial inner membrane from matrix. Gene Ontology annotation, cellular component: mitochondrial inner membrane. The transcript has a single exon. NCBI's taxonomy places the organism in Eukaryota, Fungi, Ascomycota, Pichiomycetes, Serinales, Debaryomycetaceae. The record is from RefSeq and is a predicted model, not a curated record.
AUGUCACAGCAACCACAAGCCAUAGAUUUUGAAAAGAUACGAAGUGCCUCGGAUGGCAGCCUCAAAGGCAUGAUGUCUGUUGGUUUCAAAGAAGUGGUAUUGAACAAUCCCUACUUUGCAGCAGGUGGUGGGCUAAUGCUUCUAGGUACAGGAUUGGCAUUAGCGAGACUGGGGAUUGUGAAAAGCUCUGGAUUCCUAUAUCGUCAAAUGUUGGUUGAUUUGGAAAUCCCCUCCAAGGACAAGUCAUAUUUGUGGUUUUUAGAAUGGAUGUCGAAGCACAAGUAUAGAAGCUCACGUCAUCUCUCAGUCGAGACCAAUGUUAUCACCCACGAUAAUGGAGCAAUUACAACAAAAUUUUCACUAGUUCCUGGACCGGGGAAGCACCUUCUCAGAUACAAGGGGGCUCUCAUACUAGUCAAUCGUGAACGGUCGGGAAAAUUGUUAGAUAUGACUAGUGGGACUCCAUUUGAGACUGUCACCUUAACAACCCUUUACCGGGAUCGGAAAUUGUUUAACGAUUUGUUAUAUGAGGCAAAGAAUAUGGCCUUGAAAGCCCGCGAGGGAAAGACGGUUAUUUUCACGUCAUGGGGACCCGAGUGGAGACCAUUUGGUCAACCAAGAUCAAAGAGAUUAUUAGGCUCGGUUAUUUUGGACAAGGGAAUUGCUGAAAGCGUUGUGGAUGAUGUUAGGGACUUUAUGACUAGCGGCGAGUGGUAUCACAAAAGAGGAAUACCCUAUAGAAGAGGCUACUUGUUGUAUGGUCCUCCAGGAAGUGGAAAGACUUCCUUCAUACAAGCUCUUGCUGGAGAAUUGGACUACAAUAUUUGUAUAUUGAACAUUUCGGAAAACACGUUAACUGACGAUCGCUUGAAUCACCUCAUGAAUCACAUCCCCAAUAGGUCUAUCCUAUUGCUUGAGGAUGUUGAUGCAGCGUUUAACAAAAGAGAGCAAUCGACUGACCAGGGCUACACAAGUGGUGUUACAUUUUCAGGACUUUUAAAUGCCUUGGACGGUGUCGCAAGCGCAGAAGAGUGCAUUACAUUUAUGACAACAAAUCAUCCAGAACGGUUGGAUCCAGCUUUAAUGAGACCAGGUCGUGUUGACUUUAAAGUUUUGAUUGGCAACGCUACUGAGUACCAGGUGAGGCGUAUGUUCCUUCGAUUCUACGAAAAUGAAGAAGAGUUGUGUGAGGAGUUUCUCAACAAAUACAGAAAACUCAAUUUGCACAAUGUCAGUACCGCCCAAUUGCAAGGCUUAUUUGUGUAUAAUAAAAGGGAUCCCAAGGCUGCCAUAGAUAUGAUCGAAACGCUUAGGAACCCCAAUUCCGUAUUUUAG